CCUUACCAUAAACCUCAUGCUUACAGGAUGCUUCUGGAGGACAGAUCAAUCAUUCUUUAGUCCCUCACAGAGGGGAAAAAAGCCCCCACAAAACGUCUCUUGAGAUGAACUAGCACAGCACCAUUGUUCAGCUGGCUGGAUUUCACACACUACAAUGAAGACACUGUUUUUCACUGGACUGCUCUCUUUUACCUCCAGUCUUUGCACUACAGCUUCAGAAUUUUCAUGGAAUGGCUCUGCAAUUAAAACAGUGUCUCUUAUCAAAACUUUUCGGGGAAUUUCAGCGAGAGACUAUGAUUACAUCCCCCCUUAUGCUAUAGAGGGGGAAACAACAACCAUCCAUAUCAGAGAAAACAAAUGCACUUCAAAAAAGUCAAACAACUCCACAUUAACAGAAGUGAGCAACACCACGCUGGAGUACCUCACCAGCUCUCUGAGCACCCAGCUAAUACCUGCUGUCUACCUCAGUGCUCUGUUACUGGGUGUGCCUUCUAAUGCCAUCAUUCUGUGGAUGCUACUCUUCAGGAUCCGCUCCGUGUGCACCGCCGUCCUCUACACAAACCUGGCUGUCUCAGACCUGCUCUUCUGCAUCAUCCUGCCCUUCAAAAUAGCCUACCACAUCAACGGGAACAACUGGGUGUUUGGGGAGACCAUGUGCCGGGCGGCCACGGCGGUGUUUUACGGCAACAUGUACUGCUCCAUUCUGCUGCUCACGUGCAUCAGCGUCAGCCGCUACCUGGCCAUCGUCCACCCCUUCACCUACAAGAGCCUCCCGAAGCGCGCCUACGCCAUCGCAGCCUGCGCCGCCGUCUGGGCCGCCGUCUUCCUCUACAUGCUCCCGCUCGCCAUCAUGCAGCAAAGCUAUUACGUGAAGCAGCUGGACAUUUAUACCUGCCACGACGUGCACAGCGCCUGCGAAACUGAGUCCUCCUUCCAGUUCUACUACUACGGGUCCUUGGCUGUAUUUGGGUUUUUCAUACCGCUCGCAACUAUCGUGUUCUGCUAUGUCUCGAUUAUACGAACACUCAAGACUCACGAAUGGUUCUGGUAUGUCAAAGUCAGCCUUUUGAUUCUUACCAUCUUUGCUAUUUGCUUUGCGCCAAGCAAUAUUAUCCUUAUUAUCCAUCACAUCAACUAUUACUAUUACAACACAGAUAGGCUGUAUUCUUUUUAUCUAAUUGCUUUAUGUCUUAACAGCCUAAACAGCUGUCUUGAUCCUUUCCUUUAUUUUCUGAUGUCAAAAAUUAGAAGUCAAUCCAAUAUUUAUCUGACAAUGGUUAAAAUAUCCAGGGAAAAAUGAAGUUAUUUCUAUUACUGGAAUGAUGGUUUUGUACAGUACUAACACAGACAGCAACAAAUCUCAGGUGUGACAUUUAUACUUCAAGUAAAAUGGGAUAGAAAACACAAUUUCAGCUAAAUUUACUUCCUUCCACACAAGGAAUAUCUCCAAGAAUUCACUCUCCAGCACUAUAACUUUAUUACAUGUGUUGCAACACCUGUGUACCUAGAUUCAGGGAAGCAGGUCUGUACCUCCAUUUCCUUCUGAGAUUGCUUUCUGGCCAUGGAGAAACUGCCAGAGUAUCAGGCACCCCAGCUUCUAAAUACCAGAAGAGGAGUCAGCCUCCAAAGAGCAAUUCUAGGGCAAUUCAUGACACUUGAAAUUAGCUUUCAGCCAACAAUCACUGCAGGAACAGUGUUACAAAAACAAGCUUUUGGCCUAAUGGAAAUGGGAACAAACACUUUGUACAUGCCAGGGAGCAGUCAAGAGCAAGUACUGCCCAGGAUGUUGGAAAUACAGAGUCCCUAUAGGUUCACGAAGAAGUAAGUCUACAGCAGUGGAUGCAGAACCUGACUCUUCCAAGGCUACCUCUCCCAUGAGGCUGCUUAACCAGCUCUGCACUGGAGACUUGUUCUUCCACUUUGUCAGCGCCUGCACUUCCCUAAGCCACAGGGAUUGCUGGGAGCUAACCCUUAUCAGUGUGAAUCCAGGCAUAUAUUACUCUUCCUUGGUAAGCAAAACAGAGAAGCUAUUUUGUAGUCUUCUCUAUUUCCACAUCCUCACAGGAAAUACCUACAGUGUUACAAACACUGCAGCUCGCUACCAUUGACUAUUAGUAAAACAAUGGGUCAAUUUUUACCUUUACAGAAACUCAAAACCUACUUAUAUACUAAGUUCCUAGAAAAUUAC
Molecule: messenger RNA, 2188 nt
Organism: Zonotrichia leucophrys gambelii
Lineage: Eukaryota; Metazoa; Chordata; Aves; Passeriformes; Passerellidae
Gene: F2RL2
Product: coagulation factor II thrombin receptor like 2
Exons: 2
Coding region: 155-1300 (381 amino acids)
Biological process (GO): positive regulation of Rho protein signal transduction; blood coagulation; phospholipase C-activating G protein-coupled receptor signaling pathway
Cellular component (GO): plasma membrane
Molecular function (GO): thrombin-activated receptor activity
Source: RefSeq, a predicted model, not a curated record